GCUCAGUGAUGAUGUCACAGGAAGUUGCGUAUGCACACGAGCGCCACAUACAACCCCAACAAAUUUGUUUUAUUUACUUUACUGCCUGGGCAAAUUUGGGUUUGUCUUUUGUUUGCACAUUAUAUUCAAGCUAUUUUUACGAAAUAAUAACCACGCCCAGGUCUACGAAAAGCUUUUUGCGUAGGAAACCAUGGGUCGACUUGAUGAUGCUGCCAAACAAAAAGUUGUGGAGCUGCGAAGGGCUGGACUGAGCUUCCGUAAAAUUAAAGCUGAAUUGGAACUAGAGAACAUCAAGGUGUCGGCACAGGCUAUUUAUCUGUUCUUGAGAGAGUUUCAGGGAAGACCUCCAGGACGUGCGCGCCCUUUGGAGAUCCGAGGCACACCCGACCCUCAGCUGCAGGAACGGGGCAAAGGAGCUCCAGAUAAAUGGGGUGGCAUUCAUCUUCAAAAUCUCAUACGGAUUUCCUCUCAACAGUCACACCGUUCGGAUUUCAUGUCAAAAUCUCCAAAUCUAAGUAGCACAAACCCCCCAGGGUCCUCGGGAGAAUGUAGUAGUGGUAGUAGCAGCAGCAGCCAAGGGCAAGGACUUAAGGAAGAAAAUGACAUUCAGAUUGUCAGUGUCACAUCUCUUUCACAGACGAGCCAAAACAUUGUUCAGAACCCUGUAACAAGAGCUGCAACAACUCUAGCAUGUUCCACUGGAGCAACUACUGCAGCACUAGCAAAAAGAAGGGUCAGUCCUUCCCCUACUACAAACUCAAUGUUGGCUGCACGUAAGAGGAUUUUGGACAAAGCUCUAUCGCACAGAAUAAAGUCUUUCCAGCAGAUGGCAUCACUGAUAAGAAGAGACCAAACUAGUGUGCAGGGACCUGGUUUGAGAAAUCCUGUUACUCAACCAUCCAACACGUAUAAUUCAAAUGAAAGGGCUGCUAUGGAAAAUCAGUCUGAAGGAUUAGGAGGAACUUCAGCUCUGCAUUACUCAAUUCAAAGACCUAGUAUGACAGUCCGCUCAGUUCAGCCUCCUCCUCGUGUUGGCAUUCGUCUUCCAAGUCAAUCAGUGAAGUCAUUAUCUGGGAUCUCAAAUUUACGACUGCCACCCCCACCUAGCAGCCAAUCAACUAAUCAAAAUGAGGGGAAUUCUAGUCCACAACAUACUGUUCUAGAGUCAAGAGUGGACACUAUUCUGCAGGACCAAAUCCAGACAUUAAGCUCUGAAGUGCACAGUCUUGGCGUGGCGGUAAAGAUGUUGAUCGAGCAGCAGUGUCGUCUGGAGCGGGAGCAGGUGCAGCAGACAAACAUUCAGAAGCAAAUUCUCAGUACUCUUCAGACUAUGUCCUCCAAAAUGGGAUGCUGUAGCGCAGUUCAACAGCAACAAAAAACUCACUCACCUGCCGCUCUUAAAUCUACCUCCUUUAACCAAGACUCUUUUACAUGUAGCCAAGGCACUUACACACAGUGCAGCCAGUCGCAGCCAAGCUUCAGCUCUAUAGACUCUUUAGAAACAGUUGAACCCUUUAAACUCCCUGAACUUAGUCCUACCAGCAUGAAUGGUUUUGCAACAUGUAGCAGUGCUGAGAGCCUUCCACUUAUUCCAUCACCAUUGUACCAACAGCAAAACACUCAAGCUCAAGCCCACAUAUCAGCAUUCACACAAAGCUACGUGUCUGCUUACAACCAAUCAAAUAAUCACACAUUUGCAGAGAAUAAAUUGGCAAAUUUUUCAAACAGCUGUGCAGUAAGAACCUUUCAGGACUGUAAUAUUUCCACUGAGGUUUUAACAAUGAGCAGUUCUGUUCAGGAUCAGGUAAAUAGUAUAAAAGUGGAAGGCCCUUAGCAGAUUCUUGGCCGAGACAGAAAUGAAACAUUUGAGUGACGUAUAAAGUGUAGCAACUGUUAAAAUAGUUAUUUAUUUUAGUAUAGACCAUGGUUGUUAAGUAAGUAAGUAAGCAAGCCGUCAAUGUAAUUUUACUGGUAUAAAGAAAAAAGUACAGUAUGGGUUUCGUACUCCUUUUAUAUACACCACAGAAUAUGGCAAUAACAGUGAUAUUGCUAAAAUAGAAUGAUAACAUAUUUCUGAUUGCAAGCCCAUCAAUAAAUAUAAUUAUGGAAUC
This is a messenger RNA of Periophthalmus magnuspinnatus, 2111 nucleotides long. RefSeq lists its product as uncharacterized. Bases 191 to 1834 code for a protein of 547 amino acids. The transcript is spliced from 4 exons. The record is from RefSeq and is a predicted model, not a curated record. Lineage: Eukaryota; Metazoa; Chordata; Actinopteri; Gobiiformes; Gobiidae.